AACACCACACCAAUUAACCCAAAUCCCAAAAUCCCCAACCGGAACCCCGAAGACAGUGAAGAAGCAGCCCCAGAAGACUCAGGCUUAGAAGAAGACCCGAAAUUACAAAUGCCUAGCAAUGGCGUGGCAGAGUACGAGAGACAGAGGCUAUCGAGAAUUGAGGAGAACAGGUCGAGAAUGAAGGCUCUGCGCCUGCCCAAGAUUGCUUCUAGGUUGUUGCGUUCGGCUCGAAAGGUGAGCGAGAAGAUGGAGGAGGAGGAGGAGAAGAAGAUGGAAAAGAAGAUGGAGAGGAAGAUGAAGAAGGAGGAGAAGAAGAGGAAGAAGAAGGGGAAAGAGAAGGUUGAGGAUGAGGAGGGACUGAGUUCUUCGAGCGGAGAGGAAGAGGAUGAUGAAGACUAUUUAGGCCAAACAUCUUCUGGGCCACAUCGAAAGAAGGCUAUGGCCGCCUCAACAUUCGGGACUGCUUCCAAAAAGCGAACUCGAGAAGACAGGGAUGCUCUGAGAGGCAAAAUCAGUAAACGCUAUAUCAUUGUUGAGCGUGGAGUCUUGAGGUCUGAUCUCAUGGUUGAACCAUUCCAGUUCAUUUAUGACAUUUUUAGAGAAAAUAAGUGGCUGACUCUGUUUGAGCCGGUGAAUGUCUACCAUAGACUUGUUCGAGAAUUCUACUCCAACAUGUCUCUUGUGCUAGGUUCCUCUCCUCAUUUCAAGACCAAAGUGUCUGGGACAAGUUUGUUGAUCAAUCCGGCUCUUAUUAGUGAAGUGACCGGUAUUCCUUUGACUAAUGGGAAACCCUCUCCUUUUUCAGAUACUGAUACUCAUCCGACAAAAGCUGAGAUUAUGGCAAGUUUGAACCCUGGAGGAGACCUAGAAUGGGAAGAACAAAAGACCAAGAUUCCUAUUAGCUACUUGAGGGGUCCGGAGAAAUUGUUGGCGAGGAUCGUGAUGCAAAAUAUGUGGCCCAUCUCCAGAAACAGUGAGGUUACUAUUGACAGAGCCAAAAUGAUCUAUGCAAUUAUUAAUAGGGUUCCUUUUUGCUUAUGCACACACAUGGUCAUGACCAUGAUUGAGCUCUAUGAUGAUCACGCCAUUGCCUUACCUUUUGGUGGUCUAAUUACAAAAAUCCUCAAGAACAAACUACAACAGAUUGCACCAAACGAACCAGCAGAUGUUCCUGGGGGGUAUUUUCGCAAGGGCACAAUCAUGAAGGUCAAUGCUCAGCUUCAAAGGUUUCAUGCUCCAGAAGAACAAGCUCAUCCAACUCCACAUGAACCGCAAGCUUCGUCUUCCUCUGCUCCAUCUUCUUCAGAUGUCAUGGCUCAGCUGAACGUCAUCACUGACUUACUCAAAGCUCAGGGAUUGAGUAUUGAGACAAUCAACAAGCGGCUUGCGCUCAUGGAGACAGACUUAGGGCAGGUCAAACUACAUGUUCAAACAACUCUUCGCACCAUUCUGCCGGAGGAUCAACAGGAUCAAAUGAAGAAUAAAGGUUCAAAACCUAAGAAGAAAGUUCCUGCUCAAAAGUGUUUUGAGUGAGUCAGAUUACAUUGAUGAUCAUGAUGCACUGAAGCAGGCACUUGCGCUGUCUCUACAAGGUUCUGCUGGAGUUUCAGGUGUGGUACAUUGUGGGCCUUCGAAAUUCUCUGAAGCUGAUGUAGGGAAUGCUAGUCUUUAGAAAAAAAUCGGUUUGUUUUGGGCUUUAGAUUAGUAUACCAUGCACAUAUCUUUUGCCUCUUCUUCCCCUCACUGUCUUAUGGUGGUUUGCUUUUGAUUUCU
Alnus glutinosa is the source of this 1773-nucleotide messenger RNA. RefSeq lists its product as uncharacterized. The coding region runs from base 109 to 1533 and encodes 474 amino acids. NCBI's taxonomy places the organism in Eukaryota, Viridiplantae, Streptophyta, Magnoliopsida, Fagales, Betulaceae. The transcript is spliced from 4 exons. The record is from RefSeq and is a predicted model, not a curated record.